Molecule: messenger RNA, 1033 nt
Organism: Trachymyrmex cornetzi
Lineage: Eukaryota; Metazoa; Arthropoda; Insecta; Hymenoptera; Formicidae
Product: cytidine deaminase
Exons: 2
Coding region: 242-691 (149 amino acids)
Cellular component (GO): cytosol
Molecular function (GO): zinc ion binding; cytidine deaminase activity
Source: RefSeq, a predicted model, not a curated record
GUAAAGGCAAUAAACGCAUGUCGCCGACGUCGCCGUUUGUCGUCACCGCCAGUCGCCCGAGUCGCCGGUGGCUGCGAGGGAUCAGUCGUCCAACUCACAAGUUGUCGGACGGUUGUAAAAGACGUAGGAGCGAAAAAACCAUCAAUCUCCUUCAUUCUUACACAAUCGUUCUGCCACAAUCUUCAUUGCGUCUCCCGCAGCAACCUUCAUUAUUAGCAUCCUGGAACGGCACCCUGGCGAAAUGGGCAUCUGGGAAAUAAUCGAUUUCGCAUCGCUCGACGGAGAAAUUCAGGAGCUGAUAAAGGAGAGCGCGGCGGUGCGUGAGAAUGCGUACUCGCCAUACAGUAAGUUCAAGGUCGGUGCCGCGGUACGAUGCGUCGACGGUAGCAUCUCACGGGGCUGUAACGUGGAGAAUGCGUCCUAUCCGGCGGGCGUGUGCGCCGAGGUCACGGCAAUCGCGCGGGCUGUGUCGGAGGGGAAGCGAAAGUUCACGGCGUUAGCCGUGGUAGCUGAUCAGGAAAACACUUCGUUUACCACGCCAUGCGGAGUGUGCAGGCAGUUCAUGUCCGAGUUUGGCGAAAACAUGCCCAUCUACUUGACGAGAUCCGAUAUGAAGAAAGUUCUACGGACUAAGGUGCACGAACUGUUGCCGCUCUCACCCUUUCGCACAAAUGAUACGGAGAUUUCAUAAUUUAUCCUCGUUGUUGAAAGCGAUGUUCAAACAACACGGAGGCUACAAUGGAAGGCGUUGAAUUUUUCUAUGUAUGUACUUAUCCAGAGUAUUUAUCCAAAACCGAACAUUUGUAAAUCUUGUUACAUACAUAUGAUUCGGCAUAUCAACAUGAGACUUUAUUUCAAUGAAAUUAAGAUCGACGAUGCACAAGUAUUAUUUACACUGAUGUGAUAUAUGUAUAUGAGUAAUGGAGUAGCUAUUGUGUAAAGUAACCACGAGUUAAUAGAUAAUGUGUGAUGUGUAACACACACACACACACACACACACACACACGCGCGCACGCGCACACACACACACACA